AGCUUCAUUCCCAGUGAUCCCAGGUUCCCACGACCCUUCAGUAAAGUGGUUACUGAAGAUGAGUGUGUGUGUGUGUGUGUUUGAGAGAGAGAAACUUCAUUUCGUUAUUUCUGAAGCUCACCCAUGUCAUCGGACAACUACGAACUGGGGACUAUGAAGCUUAGCAUCUUCCUCUGGCAACAUGUGAGACAAUCCAAUUGCAUAUUUGUUGAACAGCUGCUCAUGCUGUAUCUCAGGAAAGUGCAACAAACUUAGAGGUAUAAUUAUUGAAGGCCUGACACAUACCAACAGAACACAAUGGCACAGCACACGCUUCUGAGCUUGUGCCAUGUUCUCGUGUUGGCAUUGCACGUUUCUUCAGCUGAGGAUUUUGACUGGACCAAGAAUGAGAAGGGAUCCUUUCAGUAUGGAACGUUCCCUACUGGAUUCUCUUGGGGUGCUGGCAGCUCAGCAUAUCAGUCUGAGGGAGCCUGGAAUAAAGAUGGCAAAGGGAUGAGCAUCUGGGAUGUGUUUUCACAUAAAAGAGGCAAAAUCCACCUGAAUGACACUGGAGAUUCUUCCUGUGAGAGUUACUACAAACUCAAGGAUGACAUCUUGUUAAUGAAAGACAUGAAGCUGAAUCACUACCGCUUCUCUAUUUCCUGGCCAAGGAUCCUUCCCACUGGAAUUAAAUCUGACCAAAUCAAUGAGAAGGGAAUCCAGCACUAUGACAGUCUCAUCAAUAUGCUCCUGGAGAAUCAGAUCACACCCAUUGUAACGCUUUAUCACUGGGAUUUGCCUCAGGUUCUUCAGGAGAAAUACGGCGGUUGGCAGAACAGCAGCAUGGUCACUUUCUUUAAUGACUACGCCAACCUGUGCUUUGAGAGAUUUGGUAAUCGGGUAAAACACUGGAUCACCUUUAACAACCCAUGGUCAAUUGCAGUGGAAGGUUAUGAGACUGGUGAGCAUGCUCCUGGACUGAAACUGAAAGGCACUGGCGCCUACGAGGCUGCCCACAACAUCAUUAAGGCUCAUGCUAAAGUUUGGCACACUUAUGACAUCGAAUGGCGAAGCAAACAGAAAGGAAUAGUGGGCAUCUCUCUGUCCACUGACUGGGGGGAACCGGUGGACAUCACGAAUCAGAGAGACAUUGAAGCAGCUGACAGAUACAUGCAAUUUUACCUGGGCUGGUUUGCUGCACCGCUCUUCAGAGGAGACUAUCCUCAAGUGAUGAAGGAAUACGUAGGCAAGAAAAGUGCACAGCAAGGCCUGGGAAGUUCUCGUCUGCCCACGUUCAGCCCACAUGAGAAAAGCUAUAUCAAAGGCACCUGUGACUUCCUGGGAAUCGGCCACUUCACCACACGCUACAUCACACAGAAGAACUUUCCCUUAAACCAUGGAAGUACUUAUUUUACCGAUCGGGACUUAGCUGAGCUAGUAGACCCGCUCUGGCCCGAUCCUGGCUCUGAGUGGCUCUACUCGGUGCCGUGGGGCUUCCGACGGCUGCUUCAUUAUGUGAAGACGCAGUAUGGAAACCCUAUGAUAUAUGUGACAGAAAACGGCGUCUCAGAGAAGAUAAUGUGCACUGACCUGUGUGACGAAUGGAGGAUGCAGUACUUCAGGGAUUACAUCAAUGAAAUGCUUAAAGCGGUUAAUGAUGGGGUAAAUGUGAAAGGAUACACCGCCUGGUCUCUGCUGGACAUGUUCGAAUGGGACGAGGGCUACUCCGAGCGAUUCGGCCUUUACUAUGUGGACUUUGGAAGCAAAAAUAAACAACGUUACCCAAAAGCCUCUGUUCAGUUCUACAAACGCAUCAUCAGCUCCAAUGGUUUUCCUAAUGAGAGAGAGAUCGAGAGCUGGAAAAGGAAAGCGACAGAAACCUGCACCUCCAGUAACCAGCUCCUAGCAGCAGAUCCACUGAGCAGCCACAUGGAGCUGGUGACGGAGAUUGUGGUUCCCACCGUGGGUACGGUCUGUAUUCUCCUCACUGCCGUCUUCUUAAUGUUCCUCCUGAAAAGUCGGCUCUGAGGUCUUGAAUUCUGCGCAUGCCAAUCCUUCCUGUCUUUCUGAAGCACAAUCCCUCCCUUCCUCAUCUCCAGACACUGGAGUUAUCGAAUACCUUCUGUACAACCAAUAAAAGACACAGUUCUGACAUUACACAGUAACAAUAUGACAAGAAUCCGCUUGGCUGUAUGUUUAAUACACCGCUGAAAAAGGUCCCAGGGCAAAACUAUAUAUUAAUCUCUCAAGGUUUGCUGUUUGAUCUGACGUGAAGGGUGAAUUUUGGACACUCUAUGUGGACACAGAGACAUUCUGGGUGAUAUUGUAAUUCCCUGAGAGAUCAUACUGAAAGUGAGAAUGCGGGAUUUCACAGUGGAAAUGCGAUGUGUAACAUCUAUAUCUUAAAUAAAGGUCAUAACCCUGUUUCA
Molecule: messenger RNA, 2408 nt
Organism: Hemibagrus wyckioides
Lineage: Eukaryota; Metazoa; Chordata; Actinopteri; Siluriformes; Bagridae
Gene: lctla
Product: lactase-like a
Exons: 15
Coding region: 298-2007 (569 amino acids)
Biological process (GO): carbohydrate metabolic process
Molecular function (GO): beta-glucosidase activity
Source: RefSeq, a predicted model, not a curated record